This is a messenger RNA of Mucor velutinosus, 2163 nucleotides long. RefSeq lists its product as uncharacterized. NCBI's taxonomy places the organism in Eukaryota, Fungi, Mucoromycota, Mucoromycetes, Mucorales, Mucoraceae. The record is from RefSeq and is a predicted model, not a curated record. The transcript is spliced from 2 exons. The coding region runs from base 1 to 2163 and encodes 720 amino acids.
AUGAAAGAAGGCAUACAGUUAGCAGAGAUUGUUCCAGCCGUCAGGUAUCUCGAUUUCAUUGGCACCACCAAUGACAUUGACACCAUCGAGCAGAGCCAAACCCUCAAGGGCCAUGUGCGCAUCGUAUUGAUGAAAGCUCUUAAAAUCAAAUCCAUCACAGUGAAAUUCAAGGGAGCAUCUUCAGUAAAGACAUUUGACUACAAUAACCAAGUGACAACGCCUCUACUGCCAAAGUUAAAGAUGAAAUUAUUACAGAAACCCGCCAUAUUACCCAUGGGAGAGCAUGUACUGCCUUGGGAAUUGGAUGUGCCCAACAUUUAUCCUCGAAGCUUUCAUAACCAAAGAGCAAGAGUAGACUACAAAGUGCAACUCAAAAUUUCGCUUGGCGGCAUCAAUAAAUCGAUUGUGGUGAACCGCACCAUUGUCAUUCGUCGACACAUGUUUCUAUCAAGAGACUUGAUCGCUGUGAUUACCACCAGAACAUUUGAGCAUGGCGUCAAUGACAUGCUGCGCUUCAGAGUAGAGACACCAAAGAUCGUUUGCAGCGAACAAGGCUAUAUACCAAUCUUGAUUGACUUUAAAAGCCUAAACGAGGCAUUCUCAGUCAAGCAAAUUUACACGCAAAUCAUAGAGACAACCACAUUCAAGUGUCGCAAUGUCUCUAAAACAGAAGCCGAUAUGACCAUCGUAGGCAUCAAGAGGGAUAGCCCAAUUAUUGAAAGCUUCGUCAAGUACGGAGAUGCCGGAUUAUUCUCCAAGACCGUGAAACGUGUCAUACCAGCAACAAUAAACAAUUUGGACGUGCAAGAUCAAGAUUACGGUGCUAUCUCGGUGCCUUUAUUGGUCAAGCAAGAACUGGAUAUGUUGCUGGAGCACGAUAUCGAUUCUCCUUUGGUCGCUAUCACUCAUCAUUUAGAAUUGACUUUUAACUUUGGUGGUGAGGUAGAUGAAAUUCGUGCGAAAAUUCCAGUUAUAGUAAGUUCCGUGCCUGACUCCAUCAGCAUCCACAGCAGCGACAGCGGCAACAAACUUAGAAAGCAUGCCAUUGAAGCACAGCUACAUGAACUGCCUCUUUCAGUAGAGAUCGCAGACGCGAUUCCUACCGCAAAGCGGCAUGAUGGCUAUCGAAGCACAUUGGAUGGAUCUUCCACUACGAGCAGCCCGCUGAAAGAUAGCUUUUGGUUAUCAACAGCAGAUGGCAAAACCCUUAAAAAGGCAGCAUCGGAUCAGAAUAUCUCAAGAACGAGGACGAGUUCUGAAAAGAGCCUUCUGAGAGGUAGCAGCAAUGGUAAGCGUAGGUCCAUUACACCAUCACCACCCACCUCAAGGCCCUCCAGUACAAAAUCAAACAAAUUACCCGUCCAAUCCAUCGACAUUCACCUUGCCAACAACAACAACAACAACAACAACAACAACAACAGAGAUAAAGCCGCACAGUACAUGUACAUGCCUACAUCAGCUAUGUUUGCGUCUAGUACACCUUUUGACGACCAUGACCGAGCAGCAGCAUUGAAAUCGCCAUUUAGUGGUGCAUUUGUUGGUUUACAUCCUCCUCCUCGAAAGAAUAACCGUAAAAAGGAGCCAGCCAAGAUGCAACUCGAAAGCGAUGAUUCAAGUACGCUAUCAAGACAGCUCACGACGAGUAGUUCUACUUCAACAGCUUCAGCAAAGACAUACUCUCGGCCCACAUCACCUGCUUCCGUCGCACAGACAUCAGGCAGCACCAUUGACCACUAUACAAUGCCAUUGCCACCUGUGCCAUAUAGCAAUAGGAACAGUAGCCAUUCUUCUUCUUUAGAGAAUGGCCAUCUCUUAUCACCUACCACCACGGCCCGUAGAGCAUUGCUGAACCAAAGCAAAAGCAGCAAUACAUCCUCAUCCUACAAGACAUUGUCCAUCAAGAAGCGAUCAAACUCAAUCGACCCAGAGAGCAUUUAUUCGACCUCUAUCACAAACCACUAUGUUGGAGCAGAGUUGCCUCCUAUCCCCUCUUCCUCCUCCUCCUCCUCUGUGAAUGCCGCUGCCGGUAUGGCACCAUCACCUCCUGCAAUGACUCGUCAACGACUGCCAUCUGUACCCAAUGUAGAUGAACAUCGUAAAACUAGAAUGUAUUUUGAAGAAGAUGACAGCGAUGAUGAUGACAUUUCGUUCUACUUUCAAUAA